AUGAUUGUUUCACCUUGGGAUAUAUAAUAGUAGCCUACAAAUGGGGACUUUGCUUAUUUGCAUAAAGAUAAAGAACGGACCAAUGGCGUUAAACUUGUCUACCGAAGCAAAUCCUAGACAACUUCUAGCAACAGAUGACUUGCCUUAGAGCGGAAAGUCUUGCAUAUAGCCCUAGAGGAUAUUUGCGGAAUAUGGUUUAAGUGUACACUAGAUGUUUCAUCAUGGCUUGUGGCGGGUUUGUUUGUUCCAAAACUUCUCUUUGUAUCUUAAACCUUAUUUAUGUGAUGGUCAGUCUUUUAAUGGUCGGUGUUGCAGCAUGGGGCAAAUGGUUUGGACUGGUCUCUAGUUUCAGGGUAAUGGCUGCUGUCAUCGCUGUUGGCUCGUUUCUGAUCGUCGUGGCCGUUAUGGGAUUGUGUGGAGCUGUGAAGCAUCAUCAAGUUCUCUUGUUCUUUUACAUGCUCAUUCUCUUAAUGGUAUUCAUUGUGCAGUUUUCAGUGUCAUGUGCCUGCUUGGCGAUUAAUAAAGAACAGCAGAAUCUUCUCCUGGAGACAGGAUGGAAUAAGUCUGAAUCAAUGCAGGAGGAUCUGGAAAGAUCGCUGGAUUGCUGUGACUUCCUUCAAGUGAACUACAAUGAGAGCUGUGUCGCUGCCUGUUUCAAGAAUCAAACAUGUAGACCAUGUUCAGUUAUAAUCCAGGCCUACGCUGAUGACACUCUGCAGUUUGUUGGAGGAGUCAGUCUGUUUUUCAGUUUUACAGAGAUACUGGGUGUCUUGCUAGCAUAUAGAUACAGGAAUCAGAAAGAUUACCGGCAAAAUCCUGGAGCUUUCAUUUAAUAAAGCGUUUUUGUUGGACACACAUAUUCAAGACUUUCAGUUAUAAUUAAUUUUUGUUCUUGAGUGGACUUUUUUAUUAUUAUUAUUAUUUAUGAUCUGUAGUUCCUCUUGAUAACACACUCAAUUUCUUCAUUUUUGGGGGAUACAAUAGCAAAUUAAAUGUUCUGUUAACUUUAAGAAUAUUUCUUUGUAGAACAGCCAUUAUGAUUUGCAUUUUGGUGGAGUACAUAUAUAUUUCUCAACACUGACUAUGCAAGUAGGUUACCUGGGCUCAAACUUUGGUCCCAACUGAACAACACUUACC
Messenger RNA from Carassius carassius (crucian carp), 1137 nucleotides. RefSeq names its product tetraspanin-13-like. Gene Ontology annotation, cellular component: membrane. The coding region runs from base 222 to 833 and encodes 203 amino acids. NCBI's taxonomy places the organism in Eukaryota, Metazoa, Chordata, Actinopteri, Cypriniformes, Cyprinidae. The transcript is spliced from 6 exons. The record is from RefSeq and is a predicted model, not a curated record.